Messenger RNA from Megalobrama amblycephala (Wuchang bream), 10460 nucleotides. It is a transcript of the gene myo16, whose product is annotated as myosin XVI. Gene Ontology annotation, molecular function: protein phosphatase binding; cytoskeletal motor activity; actin filament binding. The record is from RefSeq and is a predicted model, not a curated record. Gene Ontology annotation, cellular component: nucleoplasm; perinuclear region of cytoplasm; myosin complex. The transcript has 35 exons. Gene Ontology annotation, biological process: negative regulation of G1/S transition of mitotic cell cycle; phosphatidylinositol 3-kinase/protein kinase B signal transduction; neuron projection morphogenesis. NCBI's taxonomy places the organism in Eukaryota, Metazoa, Chordata, Actinopteri, Cypriniformes, Xenocyprididae. Bases 1182 to 6860 code for a protein of 1892 amino acids.
AGAUCAGGGCCAAAUAAGAAUAAAAAGUUAAUAUUUUGAAUGUCAUUUUACAAUUCUUGACUACUGUGAAAUACGAUAAAGCCUUCACUGUACACAACCAGGUCUGUUUAGAUAAGGAAUAGAAAAAAAAAAAUUACAUUCAGUUUGUUUUCACUUUCAAGGUCACUUCUAUCCACAUUAUAUUACCCUAAUGUAGCACCAGUGAUUGAAUGUGACCUUACGGUUACAGAAUCAAUUUCCUUUAUUUCACAAGAACAUGUUAUUCAGUCUGCUGCUAAGAAUUAAUCAGUCCGAUGAUAUUCCAUUUGAGGGCGAUAGCGACUACUCUAGUCCAGACAGUAAUAGGGGGGUGGGAGGUGGUUCCUGGUGAGUCUCUUAUCUUUUUUUUUACAGAUUAUGAUUAAUAUGAGGAAGUACAGGGUCUGUAUGAAGACUUAGACCCCCCAAGGUCAGAUUUGAGACUAUCAGAGAGUGUACCGUAAUGAAGGGGGGCAGUCCCAUUAACUAUUCAUUACUGGAGACUUGGUGGAGAAUGUAGGAGCUUAACCUGAGCACCCAGACAUUGCUGUAGGGGGGCGUUGUGGUCUAUUUGUGUGUGACUGAAAAGACUGACUAAUCAAUAAGGUGGGGUCAGAAAAAGGAGUCUAUUUUUGUGUGUAUGUGUUUUUGAUGUACGUGAUGAUGAGACUCGACCCUGCUUGAGGAGUGUAGGGGGUCUCGAUUAGUGGCUGGAUAAAACACUCCGUCUUUGAGUGCCUCAGGGGUUUUACCCCUUAAGGAGUCCGGCUUUUGAACGAGAAUACCCCCUACACAACCCCAACAUACACAACCCACAUGCUGACAGAGGAUUGGGGGGUGACUUCUCUACACGUUACGGAGAGGGAGGGUCGAAUAUGCUCAAGGAUACGCUCACAAGCAAGAAAACAGUGUCACGGAAUGGCCAAACCAAAACCACGCCGGCCAGAGUUUCCAUGGCAACGCCAAACUGAUGAAUGAAUGACAUCAUGGCGACUGGGAGGUGAGAGAGAGUGUGAAAUUGAUUUGGUGGAGCAGAGCGGAGGCGUACACGGGCAGGCACGUUUUUCUCCGUCUCCCUACCUUUUCUCUUCUGUUCACCCUUUCCUCUCGUGCUGGACGAGAUUGCCGGUUGUUUUCAGCUAUGUAACGUGUUCAGGCAGAACAUGGAGAUAGACCAGUGUCUGCUGGAGUCUCUGCCGUUGGGCCAGCGUCAGAGGCUGGUCAGACGCAUGCGUUGCGAGCAGCUGCGGGUCUACUACGAGCGUGAACGGACACUACAGAAGCAGAGCUUCCCCAAGCCCCGGGCCACCAACCGCAAAAAACAAAGAAUCAGCUUCACUCUUUCAGACGUCAUCCAAGAUGCCAUUAUACGACACGACGACAAAGAGGUGCUGAGGCUGCUGAAGGAGGGAGCUGACCUGAACACAGUGAUUUCCUCAGGAGGAUCUCUGCUCCAUCUGUGUGCCCGCCAUGACAAUGUGUUCGCAGCAGAGAUUUUGAUAGAGAAGGGACUGAAUGUCAACCUGCAGGAUGAGGACCUCUGGACCGCCCUGCAUGUGGCCUGCGCCUGCGAUCACGCAGAUAUGGUGCUGCUGCUACUGCUGGCUGGAGUCAACGUGCUCCUGCAGGAUGUGAACGGGAACAUUCCACUUGACUACGCCACAGAGGGGACGGAAACCAGCUACAUCCUCAUCAGACACCUGGAGGAGAAUGGAGUGGACAUGAGCUCUAUGCACCAGAUGAAGACCCAGCGCUCAUCCACCAUGAUGUCUGAUGUGAGGCAGCUGGUCAGCAGCGGGGGCGGCGUCAAUCAACAGAAUGAUGACGGGGUCACGCUGCUACACAUCGCCAGUGCCAGCGGUUAUAAGGAGGUUGUGUCAAUGCUGCUGGAGAACGGUGCAGAUGUCCAGGUGUCUGACAACAGCUACUGGACACCCUUACAUCUGGCUGCCAAAUAUGGGCAGACCCAAAUUGUGAGCCAGCUGUUGAAGCACAAAGCUGAUCCUACUCUACUGAACUGCAACCAGGACAAGCCCUCAGACAUAGCUGCUACUGAGCAGAUUGCAGAGAUACUGAUGAGAGCAGAGGAAUUCUGGGUACAGAGACAGACAGACCCCUUGGCCCCGCCUCCACAAUCAGAAGAGCACUGCACAGAGCCCAACCAAGACAACAACCUGCCUGUAAAAAAACUGGCUACUAUGGCUUUACCCAUCUCUAGGAGAGACAGUUUGUUGGAGAAGGAGGCCAUGUUCAGGGACUCAGGAGGAUCUCUGACACAGCAGCCUUCACUUGAUAACGGGCUGGAUGGACCGUACCCCAGCGCUGCAGGAAAACUGGAGCAGGUAAAACUGAUGCCUCCUGCCCCUAAUGAUGACCUUGCAUCCCUCAGCGAGCUCACGGACAGCAGCCUGCUCUACGAGAUGCAGAAGCGCUUCGCCAAUGACCAGAUAUAUACCUACAUUGGACACAUUCUUCUCCUCAUUAACCCUUACAAGGACCUGCCCAUCUACUCUAAUCUCGUCAGUCAGUUGUAUCUGAGCUCCAGUGGUCGUCUGUGUUCCUCUCUCCCGCCUCAUAUCUUCUCUUCAGCUGAGCGCGCUUAUCACAUGAUGCUGCAGGAGCGACGCCCACAGUGUUUCAUCAUCAGCGGAGAGAGUGGUUCUGGGAAGUCUGUGGCCUGUAAGCACAUCCUGAAACACCUGGCUGCUCGCUCAAGUCCCAAAGGCUUCGCUUUAGAGCCACGGAUGAAGCAUGUGAAUGUGAUCUUGGAAGCUUUUGGCCAUGCUAAGACCCAGAUGAACUCCUCAGCAAGCCGUUUCAUCAAGCUGAUCUCACUGCAGUACUGUGAGAAGAGAAAGACUCUACUCAGAGGCCGUCUCUACACUUAUAUGCUGGAGAAGUCAAGGGUCAUCUGCAUGCCUCCACAUCAGCAGAACUUUAACAUCUUCUACCUUAUGGCUGAGGGGCUUUCAGCGGAGGAGAAGAGUAAUCUGUAUCUAAACAACGUCUUAGCCCACAGGUGUCUGAAUACAGCGGCUCCCGGUGAAACUGCAGUAGCUACCGCAUGUCCUCAGAGCAGAGAGAAGCUCUCGGCCCUUAAACAGGCACUGCGUGCGCUCGGCUUCAAUAGACUGGAGGUGGAGAAUUUGUUUGUGGUCCUCUCUGCGCUGCUGCAUUUGGGAGAUCUGCGCUUCACCGCCCUGACAGACGCUGACACUGCGUUUGUGUCCGACUUGCAGCUGCUAGACAGAGUGGCUGGGAUGUUGCAGGUGAGCUCUGAGGAUCUAGGCUCUGCCCUCACCUCUGAUGUGCAGUGUUUCAAAGGUGAUGUCAUAACAAGGCGCCACACAGUUGAAAUGUCCAACCAUCACAGAGACCUCUUAGCCAAAGCUCUGUACGGACGACUCUUCAGCUUCUUGGUCAAUAACAUUAACUUUUACCUCCAAGGCCAUGAAGAAAGCACUGGAGAUCCUGCCCUUGAGAUAAGCGUCUUGGACAUAUUUGGCUUUGAGGAAUUCCAGCGCAAUGGUUAUGAACAGCUGUGCAUUAACAUGGUAAAUGAGCGGAUCCGGCAGUACACAGCAGAGGUGCUCUUCCAGCAAGAGCAGCAAGAAUGUCUGCAGGAGGGGGUUGCCAUGGAGACGCUACGCUCCCUCGGCAACCAGACAGCGGUGCUGGACUUCUUCUUCCAGAAGCCUCAGGGUUUGCUGUGCAUUAUUGAUGAGGAGAGUCAGUCCCUCAGGCCAUGUGAAGUCAACCUUUAUAAGCGACUGCAGAUACAGCUGGAUUCCUCCUGUACGGACGCCGUCUCCCUCACAACCAAAGAUGGCAACGGGAACCCCCCACCCAAAGACCAGGGGCCAUCGUUUACAGUCACUCACUACGCUGGCAAGAUGACCUACGACCUGACGGGCUCAUUGGACAAGAACAAGGAUGUUCUUCCCCAAAACAUCUUGUUUGUUAUGAAAACAAGUGAGAACGUGCUCAUCCAUCAAAUGUUCCAGUGUAAGCUGACUCAGACAGGCUCAUUGGUUCCCCACCACCAGCGGAUGAAGCUUCGCGGGCCCAAAGGCACUUUGCUUAACAAGAGCACUACACUAAAUCCUGCCAGAGAUGCCAAGAAAUAUGUGGAACUGAACAAGCUCCUGAAGAAGAAGGGAGGGAUGUCCUUCUUGCAGAGGCUGGAGCGCUGUGGACCAGUCACUGUGGCUGUGCAGCUCAGGAACUCUCUGUGUGAGAUCAUCAGUAAGCUGCAAGCAUGUACUCCCCACUUUGUCCAGUGCGUCAGGCCCAACAACGCCGGAAAGCCUGAUGUGUUUGACAGCUUCCACGUGUCCUCACAGCUCCAGUACGUGGGGGUUCUGGAGAUGGUCCGCAUGAUCCGGUAUGGAUACCCAGUCCGGCUGUCUUUCACCAGCUUCCUAAGCAGAUACAGAGAGCUGGUGGACACUAUCCUCACUGACAAGAAGAAAGCAUCCGCAGAGGAGAAGUGCCGCCACAUUCUGCAGCACUGUAAACUCCAGGGCUGGCAGAUGGGCAGCAGUAAAGUUUUCUUGAGAUACUGGCAGGCUGAUCACCUUAAUGACCGUUGCCAUCAGCUGCACAGGAAGAUUAUUAUCUGUCAGAAAGUGGUGCGUGGCUGGUUGGCCAGACAGCAGGUGUGUCGCAAGCUCACUUCUCGGAAGCAGGAGCAGUGCAAUGUCCAUCGGUUCCUGCAGGGAGCAGAGGACUUGGGUAUGCACGCUUACGACAGCUUGGUCAUCCAAAACGCAGCCGAUAUCGCACGAGAAAAUGACCGCCUCCGGGGUCACAUCAGCGCUCCACCACUGGGCGAGCGACCGGAACCUGUGGGCAAAGAAGAAGACUCACCAAAGAGGGUUGUUGAAAAAAUUGGGAGGGUCAAUGAUGUGGCGGGCCGUGGGGGGAACCGACCACUCCGGCAUUUCCGCUCAAGCUCUGUGCCUCUCCCUCUGGUAAUGGACAGCUUGGUACACUCCAGCAUUGGGACAUCAAUCAAAGCAGCCCUUCAGCCUGUGCCACACUCCACUGAGGAGGGGAAUGGAGGGAACCUCUCCUCCCCACGAAAACAACCUCCUCCCAAACCCAAACGAGACCCAAAUACACGUCUGAGUGCAUCAUAUGAGGCAGUGAGUGCAGGGCUGAGUAUUGCACCCAAAGACAGCCCUGCUGAGGGUCAAACCUCACCGUCUGGAAGCCCACCAAAAAACCAGCUGUCUCCUUCUGAUCCUCUCUCUAAACCACGGCCUCACAGUGAUGACUACAGCACCAUGAAGAAGAUCCCACCCCCAAAGCCUAAACGCAGCCCUAAUACUAAACUGACAGGCUCCUAUGAGGAGAUCUCUAUACCCUCUCCUGCGCGCCCCACAGACAUGAAACUUGUCAGCCUGGUACGAGGCGGCCACUGCUUGGGCCUCUUCCAGCGAGCAGCAUCUGCAGAUGGCCCCCAUUCUUCUGUACUAAGCCUCUACCCUUGCCAGGACGAGGAGGAUGUGUAUAUUGAGAUGGUAGGGGCCUCACGAGCCCUCAGCCUGGCUGACUCCCACAGUCCAGAGCUGAGCGAGGCAGUAUAUGAGGAGAUGAAGUACUUCCCACCUGAUGAGGUGGGGUCAACUCCGGUGGUCAAGCCUGAAGUUGUCAAUCCCACCACCACUACCCUACCUGCUCCAGUGCUGGAAGUCAAGAGGCCUGUGACUCUGAUGGAGCACUCCGGCACUCUCGGGGGAAAGCAGCCAGGCAAGGAUGGGACAGCAUGUGACAUUCCAGCUCCAUUCCCCAACCUCCUUCCACACCGUCCCCCACUUCUGGUCUUCCCUCCAUCCCCUGUCACCUGCUCACCCGCCUCGGAUGAGUCCCCCCUUACCCCUCUUGAGGUGAAGAAGCUGCCGGUGUUUGAGACCAACCUUAACUACACCAGCCAGGACGGGGGAAGCCCACUCUCACCCCAGUACACCCGGCAAAGGGCUGAUUCCUCACCAAGUCUUUCUGUCUUAAUGCCAGACAAGUCCACGCCACCCUUGACUCCUCCCCCUCCAGCAGUACUUCCACCUCCCUACCGCCCCCCUUCUCACUUCCCCUUCCCCCCUGAGGCAAACUUCUUGGCCCUGACCCGUGCAGCUUCUGUGGCUAGCACCGAUUCCCCCAAAGUCUCCCAUAAAAUGGCACACGGUCUGGCAGAGACGCCUUCAAGCAGUUCCAAGCCUCCCUUCUCACCAGUGAAGACCUCACGACCAGAGCCCCGCAGAGCUCACUCCUGCUCCUCCUCGCCUCUGCUCUUCAACCCUGCCAAUGGGAGACCCCUCACUAGCCCCCUAGAUGAGCUAAACACCAUUUUCAGCUCAGGGCGCAGCCUACUCCGCAAGUCCACUACAGGAAGAAAGAUCAGAGACAGCGGACUGUCAAAUUCCAACAUUAACCUGCCAGGUCGAGAGGAUCAAGGCCCAAUCUCCCCGUCAUCACAGUUACAGGAUAAAAACGCCAACAACCACACCUCUCCCAACUCUUCAAAUCCAGCCCCCAUUGAGAAUGGCAACCAGAUCUCCAAUGGUAAUGGCACAAGAGGAACAUUGGAAGACGACGGACAUCCAAAGUCAAAUGCGUCCAGCACCUCGGCGAUACACAGGCACAUGGACAGCCACCACACUCAGGUGCUCCAGAGGUCACGUGUAUGUGGGGAUCAGCGGGCCACUCUGCAGGAAUUAUUGCGCUGGCGGAGGAGUGUUUGUGACGGUCGACCGGAUUGGCAGAACGCUUGGCUUCACACAAACACCUCACCCACCCUAACGGUGAAGACCAAGAGUUUCAGAAAGAAAGCAUCGCCCUAGAGAUUGUGGUCUUCCUGAGUUAAAACUCAGUUAAACCCCACUCCUUAGGCCCGAUGACCCUUUUUAUGUUUUACCCUUCACAUAAGGGUGGCAUCCUCUAAAUAGAGCCAGACUCUGAACUCAGGAGAGGAGGGCAUCUCGAUUUGUUCUUGUUCCUCUCUUCACUUCUUUUGAAACAAUCAAAGGUUCCUGGUAAAAUGGUUCCACGUCUCUCUAACUAAUGGCCAACUGUGACCAAAUAACCACCCCCAAAGACUACCAAUCCCUGUCCUGAAACAAACAAAGGGGACAUGGCUAUUAUGAAUCCCAUUCGCAGUGUCCUAAACAUCUCUCUGUUUGAAAGUUCUCAUCAUGUCGCCUUGAUUGCAACUCAUCAACGCUAUCUUAGGGCUGUGCAAACAUAUCUCAACUGUGCUACUGCGUGCUAUAGUCUACAUUGUGGGCCAUAUUUUAGUUUUAAACCCUGGUGCUGGUCGCUCCACAUGUGGUUGUUGUUGCCCGGGUUGGGUAAAAAGUGCCAGUUCUGUUCCAGCUCGAGCACUCGAGACACAUGGACGCGACAGACCUUAAAGUUUACAAGACAAAAACUUUGUGUUGACCUCAUAGGCCUAGCUUUGUCAACAAAGUCCUCCUUCAGGUUCAGGAAAGCAGCUACACCUCACGCUUUUUCAGGUGCUUUGGUUACCCUCCAUCAGGGUUGGCAACCAUCACACACAGGUUGUGACCUUACAAAGAGGUCAGGGUUCAGGGAAAUUAUUAGUAACAUCACAAAUACACAACAUUUCCACCAGCUUCUGGACUACAUUCAUCGUUCACUCUAGGCUAAUGUGCUCACACUUCUGCAACACAAAACCAAGAGGUUUUACAAGACUUAAUGUUGACGAACUUGAAGACGCCUGAUUUAUAUUGAAUGGUUAAAGAGCACAAUUCUCAUAAUACACUUUUAGAUGGAACAAUCAUUACAAGUGAUGGAUAUUACUGCCGAUUUGAUUCCCGCAACAAGAGUUCUUGGACUUUUCCUCAAAGGUGCUUAUGUACGAAUGCUGGGUUGUAUGGUAACAUGUCAGUACCUUAGUAGAUGAUCUGUACAGCACAUGACCUUUGGUCUCCCUGAAGUUCAGAAUAUUCAUGUCUCUCGUUGUGUGAGGCAUUUGAUUUAACCAUACAGUGCACACGUUCAGAUUUAUUACCUGAUAGAACUUGGGUAAAUAUUUUUGGACCUUGAACACUGGGUUCGCACCAUAAGCACAGCCAUGGACCUGACAUACAGGUGCUUUUCUGAGAAUAAGCAGAACUUGACCGUCUAGUUCUGGUUGUCUUCAAUAUGACUGAAUAGAUGAGUUAUGUACAGAUUGCAAAUGUUUUGAUGAGUAUAUUGGCAAAUUAUUGUCUUUAUAAUGGAAAGCUAUCCCGAAUGUUCAAGAAUGCAAUGACAGAAGGACUAAGGUGGUGGGUUUUAUAGUGUGAAUAUCAUUUUAGUAAAGAAUGAUUGUUUAUUCAUGGUAAACUCUUUAGCCGUUCUCCAUCCCCACAGGAUUGCGGUCAAUCUUUGAAAAUGUAUAAAGAUAUUUAAUUUAUUGUAUAGAACUUUUGUGUUUGUGCAAGUACAUUUGAGUUGCACUUUGCCGCUGUUUCGUUUAAGCUUCAUUAAGAGUGUCACUUCAUGCCUGUUUGCUUAUCCUGAAGGCACCAUCCUGACUUGCUGAAAAAAGGUAUAACAUUUGGGGACUCUUCUAAAAAGAGCCCAUUCAAUCACUUUGACACAAUGAUCAAUGUCAAGGUAUUUGGUCUCAAUAUCUGAAUGUACAUGCAUUAAAUCUGAGAAAACAGUGACUUAAUAUGUAUGGUUUACAUAACCAGUUUUGUUUAAUGAUUGUAUUGAAACCGUAAAUUAUUUUCAAAUGUAAAACAUGAUCUAAAAUUCAUUCAAAUUAACAUAUUGUAGAGAUGAUUUGUUAGGCCCAGUUUUAGGAGUCAUACUUUCUGGCUCUUUAAAUCAAUACGAAGGCUUAUGUAUCUCAUAUCUUCCCAACAAAUGUGAAUACUCCCUUUCCCCAUUCCAUUGGACGGUGGUUUAAGCAUCUUUCACUGCUGUGCAAUCCUGCAGAUCAGAGACACAUAUUAAAAUCACUGUGCAGGCCAGUGCUGAUGGAGACCGAAACUCACUUCAUGGGUUUGAUCCACAGUUUUGGAAUAGCUUCUUUGCAUCGCUUCUGCUUAACAGGGUUACAAUACUAUUAUUUGAAACACUAAUUUAUUUAAAAAAAAAAAUUAAAAAAAAAUGCUAUUUUAUGAUGACUUUCCAUCAAUACUACAAAACAAAAAGAAUAAAAACUGUACAGUAUGAGCCCAUUUUUCUACUUUGUUGUUGAAAAGGGAACGUAUGUUAACGCAUGAGAUCUCUCUUACGUACAUGCCCCAUAUGUCUGUUUUUCUGUGCUUAGUCUGAUACAGUGUGGAGAUAUACACUUCAUCGGAUCAUGCCCUUUGUCUUAACUGGUGCUGUGGAACCAUCCAGACAUGAUGUUAUGAACUUCCUCUCACCCUCCAGCCCAACACAGCCUCGUUAUAAUGGAGUUAUUGAUUUGAUGGCAAAACAAUGGCCACAAAUGGUUUGGUUAAGCUCAAUAUGUAGAGAACAUCUCCCAGUAUUCUAGUCGAGACCAGUUCAUUUGAUUCCGAGUCAUGACCAUAACCAGAAUAGGGUCUUUAUACAAAACGGUUUCAAGCAGCUUUACAGUGACAGCAGGGAAAUUAUUCAAUGCUGCAAAACAGUUCAUUUCGGCUGUACGGCAAUGUCAUUGUUCAGCUGAAGUCAGUUCAGUGUUGAUUCAGUUUUAUUGUAAAGAUCAUCAAUUAUUAAAUUAGUUCAUUUCAUCUAUAAAGCACUUCUUCAGAAAAUAGUAAUAUCAUCCAGCUCAGUUCAGUUCUCAUCCAAUAGUGUCAGUGUAGUCAAAUCAAUAAUAUUGUUGAAUAUUACGUCCCCUAUGUCCCCAACUAAGCAAGUCAGAGGCGGCAGUGGCAAAGUGGCAGAAUGGAGACAGAAAAAAAAAAAAAAAAAAACCUUGGAGAAACUAGGCUCAGUUGGAGGCCAGUUUUCCCCAGGCCAACGAACGAACACGGUGUGAUUAUGAAUCAGGCUGCAUCACAAGUCAGAAAUCACAUUGUGAAUCGGUAGCAUUCAAAUAUUUCAUCCAUUUCCUUUUUCUUGCCUCAGUCUUGACUCGACCUCGACCUCUCUUCUCAGUCUUGACUCAAGACUCGAAUGAUCUGGUCUCAAAUACAACACUGACAUCUCCAUCUCAAGACAUUGAAAAAGUCAUUCAGAUUACUGUGCUUGCUCAAAUAUGCAGAGCUCAACAAAAUAUUAAAUUAUCAUGGCUGUUGCUGUCUUUUGUAGUCAGUGUGUUUUAGUUUUGUUUUGUUUCUUUAUGAUCCUUCUGUAAAUUAUAUAUAAACAUGCCUAUUACUUCAAUACAUGUUUGUGCAAAGGGGAAAAAAAAAAAAAAAAGUAUGUCUUGGUACAUAUUUUGUUUUGAAAUGUUUUAUAAAGUUCCUGUACAGCAAUAAAGCACAGUGUCAGUCAACUGACAAAAAAAA